AUGAGUAGAUUGGGAUGGAUGUUAAGGAACCCUGCAUACCUUGGAAGUCCUGAGGAUGAAGAUGAGAAGGGGAUUGAUCCUCUGGACCUAACUCCACUGGAGAGCAGUUCAGCUUCCAUUGCUACAGUUCCAGCAGAGGAAGAGGAUGCAGCUGAGGAAAAGAACUUUCCAGCUUUGGAAUCUGAUCAUUCUACAGAAGAUGAAGCAGCCCUUGCUCAGCUAGAAGAUGGAGUUAAACAGCUUGACGUGAACAGGAAUUCCAAGGAUGAGGACAGCCUCCAGCCUCUUGAGGAUUAUGCCAAGGAAUCAUGUUGGUCCUUUGAUCCAUGGGUGAACAGAAUGGAACCUCCAUGGAACCAUUGGUCAGAGGAACUAGAUAUCCCAGACACCACCAAGAAGGAUAGUAAAACCAACCAAAAAAAUUUGGUGGAGUUCUGGGGUGCUGAGGAUAUCUGUAGGAAGAUGGGCGUUCCUUUAAGCACGAAAAUUUUCUACACUGUGCUUCCAUGGUUCAUAGCAGAGAAGGCAAGCAAACAAUGCCUGGUGGUGGUUGAUGAAUAUGGAGAUGGUAUCCUACCUACAUUAAGAAGAAGUAAAUUGUGUUUGUCACCACCAGAAACACAAGAACUCCUGAGGUUAGAUAAGUACAGCACAUUACAAACUGAAGAGAUCAUCAUAUCUUUACACCCAAAUCUAGUGGGAGAUUCUAAAUUUGUUGACGGAUUAAACAUAGACAAGACAUUUGAAAAACAUUUUCUAUCGAAUAUAUUGAGAAACUCAAGAAAUAUUUGCGAAUAUAUUAAGGAUUUCGGUGACACUGGUUUUCGAAGUAGCAAACUUUCAACAGUAUUAGGAUAUAAACCAGAGCUGGUUAAGGGGGAUAUGGACAAUCCUAGUUAUUACAAGGAAUCCAUAGAUGCUAUAAAGAAGAAAGCAGACAAAUUUAUUUGUAUUAAGAACAAAAAGUUUAAUUUCUCUCUCUUUCAAGAACAGCUUAAUAAGAGAGAAAUUAAACUGUUCAGAUAUGAUAAUGUAGAACAUGAUAGUGAUAAACUAAAGGAUUUUAUAAAAUCUGAUAGUGGUUGUCUGUUAACCAACUAUGUACUAGCUAGAGGAACAGAGUGCCAAUCUCUGUUAAAUUAUCAGGAUGGUACCCCUAGUUUCUCUACGCUAAGGUGUACAGUUAACCUUGUAGACUGUAUCCCACAGGGUGGUGUAGAAGUGUUCUCCCCGGGACCAGGACUCCUCACUAUACGAGGAUCCCCGGGAGAUCCUACUGUAUACACCCAGCUCAAGGUUGAGUUAAACAAGACACCGUAUAACAAAUCUAACAAGUUUGUUUUUCUUCUUGGUGAAAAACUUCCUCCAGGAGUAGAAAUAAUCAAGAAAGAAUACAAAUUUCCAAAUACUAAGGAAGAGUUUGAUAAACACCUUGAUAGUAUAGAGCAGGGUUGUAUCAUAUAUUAUUAUGAUGAAACAACAAAUAAUGAUCAGGGUACUAAGCAGCUUAUUUUAUGGUUGAGGGAAAUAUCAGUUCCCUUCAUAUAUUCAAGGUGUUUUCCAAACUUUGUAAUCAUACUCUUGUUUGAUCAGGAUACAAUGUUCCCAUAGUAGUUUCCUUUACAUGUAGUUUAUAUAAAGCUAGCUCAAGAUCCCGACGUUGCCCGUGGAAAAAAAAUUAAAAAUUUCGAUUUUGUUUUAGCCUAUCA
Messenger RNA from Eurytemora carolleeae, 1709 nucleotides. RefSeq lists its product as uncharacterized. The coding region runs from base 1 to 1611 and encodes 536 amino acids. The transcript has 4 exons. NCBI's taxonomy places the organism in Eukaryota, Metazoa, Arthropoda, Copepoda, Calanoida, Temoridae. The record is from RefSeq and is a predicted model, not a curated record.